Mesitornis unicolor (brown roatelo) is the source of this 2003-nucleotide messenger RNA. It is a transcript of the gene CAMK2A, whose product is annotated as calcium/calmodulin-dependent protein kinase II alpha. Gene Ontology annotation, molecular function: ATP binding; calmodulin binding; calcium/calmodulin-dependent protein kinase activity. The record is from RefSeq and is a predicted model, not a curated record. Lineage: Eukaryota; Metazoa; Chordata; Aves; Mesitornithiformes; Mesitornithidae. The transcript has 19 exons. Gene Ontology annotation, cellular component: neuron projection; cytoplasm. The coding region runs from base 191 to 1660 and encodes 489 amino acids. Gene Ontology annotation, biological process: protein phosphorylation.
UGACGAAGGCUUGUGAGGCUGAGAAGACAAAUUGCCCUCAUCAUUAUCUGCGGGCUUGUCAAUCAAACAUAUUCCCUUAUUUACCUCGGUGAGGAGAGAGCCCCGGGAGCACACAGAGAGGGAGGGAGCAAGAGGAGAGCUGCUUGCCCCAAACUCUGCACCAGGGAGGGAGCAUUUCCAGCCCCUCGGGAUGGCCACCAUCACCUGCAAUCGCUUCACCGAGGAGUACCAGCUCUUUGAGGAACUGGGCAAGGGUGCUUUCUCCAUCGUUCGGAGAUGUGUGAAGGUGUUGGCAGGACAAGAGUAUGCAGCCAAGAUCAUCAACACCAAGAAGCUGUCUGCUCGAGAUCACCAGAAGCUGGAACGAGAAGCCCGGAUCUGCCGCCUCCUGAAGCACCCCAACAUUGUGAGGCUCCAUGACAGUAUCUCUGAAGAGGGCCACCACUACCUGAUAUUUGACCUGGUCACCGGCGGGGAGCUGUUUGAGGACAUUGUAGCCAGGGAGUACUACAGCGAAGCAGAUGCCAGCCACUGCAUCCAGCAGAUCCUGGAGGCCGUCCUGCACUGCCACCAGAUGGGGGUGGUCCACCGGGAUCUGAAGCCUGAGAACCUGCUGCUGGCAUCCAAGCUGAAGGGUGCUGCUGUCAAACUGGCUGACUUCGGCCUUGCCAUCGAGGUGGAGGGGGACCAGCAAGCAUGGUUUGGUUUUGCUGGCACGCCGGGAUACCUCUCCCCCGAGGUGCUCCGGAAGGACCCCUAUGGCAAAGCUGUGGACCUGUGGGCCUGUGGCGUCAUCCUCUACAUCCUGCUGGUCGGGUACCCGCCCUUCUGGGAUGAAGACCAGCACCGACUCUACCAGCAGAUCAAGGCUGGGGCUUACGAUUUCCCUUCCCCUGAGUGGGACACGGUCACUCCUGAGGCAAAAGAUCUCAUCAACAAGAUGUUGACCAUAAACCCAUCCAAGCGCAUCACAGCAGCAGAGGCUCUGAAGCACCCCUGGAUAUCGCACCGUGCCACCGUGGCGUCAUGCAUGCACAGGCAGGAGACAGUGGAUUGCCUGAAGAAGUUCAAUGCCCGGAGGAAGCUGAAGGGAGCCAUCCUCACCACCAUGCUGGCCACCAGGAACUUCUCCGGAGGCAAAAGCGGUGGCAACAAGAAGAAUGACGGCGUGAAGAAAAGAAAGUCCAGUUCCAGCGUUCAGUUAAUGGAAUCAUCGGAGAGCACCAACACCACCAUUGAGGAUGAAGACACCAAAGUACGGAAGCAAGAAAUCAUUAAAGUCACAGAGCAGCUGAUUGAAGCAAUAAGCAACGGCGACUUUGAGUCCUACACGAAGAUGUGUGACCCUGGGAUGACAGCCUUCGAGCCCGAGGCUCUGGGCAACCUCGUGGAAGGCCUGGAUUUCCACCGAUUCUACUUUGAGAAUCUGUGGUCCCGGAACAGCAAGCCCGUGCACACGACAAUCCUGAAUCCUCACAUCCACCUGAUGGGAGAUGAGUCCGCCUGCAUCGCCUACAUCCGCAUCACGCAGUACGUGGACGCGGGCGGGAUCCCCCGCACCGCCCAGUCCGAGGAGACCCGCAUCUGGCACCGCCGGGAUGGCAAAUGGCAAAUCGUCCACUUCCACAGAUCUGGCGCGCCCUCUGUGCUACCGCAGUAAGCCCUCUGAAGCGCGGUCCUGCCCAUGUGGGGUUUGUCACUGACUGACUACCAAGGGGAGACCUCCUCCAACUUCUUCACCUAUGGGACUUUGGCUGUUGGCUCUGCUGCUUGGUUCCCGCUGGAAUAACCCCUCGCUUCUCACCGCACACACGCAACGGCCCCUCCGGUGCCACGCAAGCAUCCCAUCGACCUCCUCCACACCAACAGGGCCAUGCCACUGGGUCCCAUUCCUCUGCAUGAACCAAGAAAAGAGAAACCAUGAACUAAACCCAAGCAUCUGGCCAGUGAGAUGAUGUAUGCCGGGGUAAAGGCCUCCUUCCUCGGCUGCAUGGAUUUGCUGG